AUGCGCCCCAGGAGGGUGGCAGUGCCCCACAGGGAUGCGCCUCCUCCCUGGGCUCCGUCCAGCAUUUUUGCUGCCUUCAAUGUUGUGCUGUUGAUCACCAUCAGUGGUCUGUUCUUCUCCUUUCCUUGCAGGUGGCUUGCUCAGCAUGGUGACUGGGUGUCUCCCACCAUCACCGGGUUCCUUUUUGUUCCAACUCUGGUCAGUCUUAUUUUUCUCAAUUUCUCUGACCCUGGCAUUCUCCACCGAGGCUCUGAGUGGCAGUGUCCACUGGCCAUCAAGGUGGUGUGGGUGAACAGGAGAGCUUUCCACCUUCAAUGGUGCCGGAGGUGUUGCUACCACCGUCCUCCCCGGACCUACCACUGUCCCUGGUGCAACAUCUGUGUGGAGGAUUUUGAUCACCAUUGCAAAUGGGUCAACAACUGCAUUGGCCAACGCAACUUCCGAUGCUUCAUGCUGCUGGUGGCCUCGCUCUGCCUCUACACGGGAGCCCUGCUUUCUGCCUGCUUGGCCUUCCUGAUACGAACAUCCCAGCAGCCGUUCUCUGUGGAUAAGGCCUUUGCCAUUGUGGUCGCUGUGCCCGCCGCUGCCUUCAUGCUGCCGCUGCUACUGCUACUGUGUACCCAAGCUCUGUCCGUCAGCUCGGCUGAGCGCUCUUAUGAGGUCAAGUGCCGUUACCUGCAGGGUUAUAAUCCCUUUGACCAGGGCUGUGCCAGCAACUGGUACUUAACGUUUUGUGCACCACUGGGACCUAAGUAUAUGGCAGAAGCUAUCCGGCUGCAGAGGGUGGUGGGGCCAGACAGGGCCCGAAUACCCAGAUUAUGUUCCCUUCAGUGGCAUGCUGCCCCUUGUCCCGCCUCUGUGCCUUACUCUCAGUCGACUGGUGUAUCCUGUCCCUACACUGUUGCUGUGCCCAACCUUCCUUCUGUUGGUGGUGUGCCAGGCCUUCACCCUACCAACAUGCCAAGACCCCACCCCACCAAUGUGCCAGGUUCCCACUCUGUUCCCGUGCUUGCCCCCCAACUCUUCCAUGUGAAACCGUGGUCAGGGAGAGGUCCGUUGAGGGGUGGGAAAGCAGCUCCUCAGUCAAAGCUUCCAGGCAUGGGUGUUCUUCCUCAACUAAAAGAGGCCCAGAGACAAGCUUUGGGGAGCCGCCUACCUGGAGCUGGCCCUUGCGGAGGAGCUCUGCUAUGCCAAGACCACUCUUUCCCUUGAGGUUCCACAUGUUGGAUUCCCCCUUCCCAGAUCCCGUCCUGCCCUUUUCCCAUUCCGGCUCUCACUGGUGGGAGCAUUUGAUUCCUCCAGAGUCUUCAUUAAAUAUCUAUCCUUUUACUAACUUCCUAGAGCAGUGCGCGGUGGUGGAAAGGACCCUGGAAGCGUUGCAGUCUUUGCCACUUCCUCUCUAGAUGACUUAGGGAAGGCACUCUGGGCUCUCCUUUCUUUAUUGGUAAAAUGAGAAAGUUGGCCCACAAAGCUUGCUUCUAGCUCUUAUAUUUUAUGGUCCUUAAAUAUUCGUCAAAGAAGAACAUUAGCUCUGUUCCCAAGUGUGAGUCAGCUCAUGUCCAUGACCAUUAGCCUCUCCUGACUGGUGUAGCUCCUGCUGCUCUCUGGCUGUAGGGGGCGGCAGACUGUUACUUAUGACUCUCUCCUGUGCCUUGGCUCGUGUGGCUUUAUAUCAUACCUGGUUUAGGUCCCUGGGGAUGAUGAAAUUCUUUGUGUUACAAAUCUCCCACUCCCACCAUGUCUAUGUGAGUUGGGAGCCACACAUAGACAUGGAAACCAUUCCUGCCAUUUCACUCACUGUUGAUGUGGGUCCCCCCUUGCCAAACUUAAAAAUGUGUAGUUGGGUGGGCACCGAGUCUAAGCCUGGUGUGGUGCUGGACUUGGAGUCAUGAAGACCUAGGUUCUAAUUCCAUUUCAGUUUCAAACCUGGAUAAGUCACUUA
Vombatus ursinus (common wombat) is the source of this 1942-nucleotide messenger RNA. It is a transcript of the gene ZDHHC19, whose product is annotated as zinc finger DHHC-type containing 19. Gene Ontology annotation, molecular function: protein-cysteine S-palmitoyltransferase activity. Gene Ontology annotation, biological process: protein targeting to membrane; peptidyl-L-cysteine S-palmitoylation. NCBI's taxonomy places the organism in Eukaryota, Metazoa, Chordata, Mammalia, Diprotodontia, Vombatidae. The coding region runs from base 1 to 1212 and encodes 403 amino acids. The transcript has 8 exons. The record is from RefSeq and is a predicted model, not a curated record. Gene Ontology annotation, cellular component: endoplasmic reticulum; Golgi apparatus.